AUGAAUACAAGUAUUUCUACUUCUUCGAAUUUAUUUGACAUUAAUAUAAAUGAUAUUCUUGAUAAUGAACUUAAUUUAUAUUUUGAUGAAAGUAAUCCAAUAUUAACAAAUGAGAACACAAAUAUUGAAAAUGAAUUUCUUGCUUUUUUUGAUGAUGUUAAAGGACCUGAAAUGGUACUAUCUCCUAUUACUCAUCAUGAUAUUGAAUCAGAUAGUACAAUUGAAA
Funneliformis caledonium is the source of this 226-nucleotide messenger RNA. The record is from the annotation of a GenBank genome assembly. NCBI's taxonomy places the organism in Eukaryota, Fungi, Glomeromycota, Glomeromycetes, Glomerales, Glomeraceae.